AUGGACCUCCCAAGUUGCGCGCUGCCGUGCCUGAUCUCGGCUGUAGGCAACUCAACAUGCGAGCUCACCGAUACAGCCUGUGUCUGCGGGACUCCCCAGAUCGCAGCGCAGCUUGAGCCAUGCAUUCUGGCUGCAUGCACCGUCAAAGAAGCCUUGACGUCGAAGAACAUGACCUACACGAUGUGCGACUACCCAAUGGACGCCGACGUAGGCGUCUUUCCCAUUACGAAUAUCGUCGGGAUAGCAGUCGCAAUUGCAGCGGUGCUUAUGCGUCUGGCCAACCGGGCGAUGGAUAGGAAGCUGGGCCUGGAUGAUUAUAUCUUGAUUUUCUCGCUGUUCCUUGCGGCUGCAAUCUCUGGCAUUGGAAUCGAGCUCCGCAACUACGGCCUGGGAAAAGACAUGUGGACGAUCCCCUUCGACGACAUCCGGCAGAUCCUCAAACUGUUCUUCAUCGAGGAGGAAAUAUACUGCGUCUGCAUCGCCACUAUAAAAAUCUCAGUGCUAUGCCUGUAUCUCAAUAUCUUCCCGAACCGCGGCGUGCGCAUUGCUACGUACACCCUGCUGGGUCUGACGCUUAUCUGGCUGAUUACCAGCUUCUUCUUUCUGCUCUUCUCGUGCUCGCCCAUCAGCUACUACUGGAAUAUGUGGGACGGCGAACACACCGGGAAGUGUUUCAGCCAUGAUAAGAUCCUGGUGGCGCACUCGACUAUCAAUAUCAUACUGGAUGUACUGAUUGUUGGCCUUCCGAUGCCGACGCUGGCGACGCUGCAUAUGCCGCUGGAGAAGAAACUGGGUGUUUGUGCCAUGUUUGCCGUGGGCAUUGUCGUCACGGUCAUCAGCAUCAUGCGACUCGUCGAAACAGUCGGCUUCAACAAAACCAGCAACCCAACACGCGACUUCGUCCCCGUCGGAAUCUGGUCGCUGCUCGAAUUCGACGUCGCCAUCAUGUGCGCCUGCAUGCCCGCCAUCCGCUCGCUCAUAAUCCGCAUCUACCGCGGAAAUUUCAAACCACACCUCACAGCACUCACGAACAGUCUCUCCGGAUCAACACGGUUCGGGAGUAACAACACCUCGAACAAUAACUCGAAGAACGGGAGCGGGUCGCGGACGAGGGUGUCGCAUAAUCUGUCGGCGUCGUUGACUGGGACGAAAUCCCGUGCGAAGGGCGCGGAUGAUGCUAUCGGCCCGUUUAUUCGUCUUGAUGAUGUGGGCACGACGGCUGAUGCUUAUUAUACUGGUGCUGGGCGUGAUACUCCUGGGGGUGGCCGUGCUACUCCUGGAACUGGUGGGUUGGGUCAGGGUCUGUCUGGACCGGCUCCUGGGAGUCCCGGGGUUGUUCCUGCCCCUGCGUCUUUGCAGAGUCCGAGUAAGGGGUAUUUUAAGCGCUGGAGUCCGUUCUCGAGGAAGUCGAGUGAGCCUCCGCAGACGCCGAUGUUGCCGCCGGCGCCCAAGUCGCCCAGUUCGACGUUUUUGGUGGGGCGAUAA
Messenger RNA from Aspergillus versicolor CBS 583.65, 1485 nucleotides. Its product is annotated as CFEM domain-containing protein. The record is from RefSeq and is a predicted model, not a curated record. The transcript is spliced from 7 exons. The coding region runs from base 1 to 1485 and encodes 494 amino acids. NCBI's taxonomy places the organism in Eukaryota, Fungi, Ascomycota, Eurotiomycetes, Eurotiales, Aspergillaceae.